ACGCGUCUAGCGUGGCGUGUUCGGUGUGCGCGGCUGCUGUUUGGCGUCCUGGUCUCGUAGCGCCUGAACUAAGGAGGGUCCUGGUGUCCGCCGGGAUGUUACAGGUUGUUGGAGCUGUGGGUGAGGAAGAGGAGCAGGCGGAGGAGGACUGUCCCGAACUGAUCCCCAUUGAGACGAAGCUAAGAGAGGAGGAGGAAAAAUCUGCCCCCGGCGCUAAGAUCCCAGUCACAAUUAUCACCGGGUAUUUAGGCGCUGGGAAGACAACACUUUUGAACUAUAUUUUGACAGAACAACAUAGUAAAAGAGUUGCAGUUAUUUUGAACGAAUUUGGGGAAGGAAGUGCAGUGGAGAAAUCCUUAGCUGUCAGCCAAGGUGGUGAACUCUAUGAAGAAUGGCUGGAACUUAGAAAUGGUUGCCUCUGCUGUUCAGUAAAGGACAAUGGGCUUAGAGCAAUUGAAAAUUUGAUGGAGAAGAAGGGGAAAUUUGAUUACAUCUUGUUAGAGACCACUGGAUUAGCAGAUCCUGGUGCUGUGGCUUCUAUGUUUUGGGUUGAUGCUGAAUUAGGGAUGGAUAUUUAUCUUGAUGGUAUCAUAACUGUAGUGGAUUCAAAAUAUGGAUUAAAACAUUUAGCAGAAGAAAAACCUGAUGGCCUUAUCAAUGAAGCUGCUAGGCAAGUUGCUUUGGCAGAUAUCAUCAUCAUCAAUAAAACAGACUUGGUUCCAGAAGAAGAUUUAAACAAAUUAAGAACAAACAUUAGAUCAAUAAAUGGACUGGGAAAAAUUUUAGAAACACAAAGAUCAAGAGUUGAUCUUUCCAAUGUAUUAGAUCUUCAUGCCUUUGACAGUCUUUCUGGAAUAAGUUUACAGAAGAAACUUCAACAUGUGCCAACAAGACAACCUCACAUUGAUCAGAGUAUUGUUACAGUUACAUUUGAAGUACCAGGAAAUGCUAAGGAAGAAAGUCUAAAUGUAUUUAUUCAGAAUCUUCUGUGGGAAAAGAGUGUGAGAAACAAGGAUGAUGACUGCAUGGAGGUCAUACGACUGAAGGGACUGGUGUCAAUCAAAGACAAAGCACAGCAAGUGAUUGUCCAAGGUGUCCAUGAGCUGUAUGAUCUGGAGGAGACUCCAGUGAGCUGGAAAGAUGAUGCUGAAAGAACAAAUCGAUUGGUUCUUAUUGGUAGGUAUUUAGAUAAGGAUAUCCUUAAACAACUAUUUAUAGCUACUGUGACAGAAAAAGAAAAGCGAUGAACAGCAGAUUUUAAAGAAGAUCAAGUUUGUUUAUAAUACUUGAAGUAUUUCUUAUCAAAAUGAUUGGAUGAUAAAAUUGGGAAUAAGUUUUCUACAUGGCGUAUUUCAAUCAUCACUUUCCAUUAUUUCUGUAAUGAAUUCCAUUGUACUUUUAAAUAUUUAUUUAUAGAAUACACAAUAGUAAAUCAGUGCUGUAAAACAUUUGACAUCAUGCAAUAAAAUAUACCCUCUGAAGUAUAAAUUGGCUUUGGAGCUUACAUAUACUGAAGUUCACCCUUGAAGUUAUUUAAAAUAAUGUUAAAAACUUACAUUAACAUUGUCAUUUUUCCUUAAACUUCAGCUGAUUGCAUAGUUUUUGUUACUAACAAAACUUUUUUAGAAAUCUUUCACCACUUUUAUUAAAUGAAAUAAAAGUUUUGUUGUGGCUACAGGCUUAUUAGUGGAAGAAAUAGUUAUCAAAGAAAUUAAUAAGAACCUUAUUAUGAAUCAAUUCUAAGCCUUACUGGUAGACAGUGUAAUGAAAUUUCAGUCACUCACUUUGUAAUAUAUUUAGAAGAUU
This is a messenger RNA of Talpa occidentalis (Iberian mole), 1806 nucleotides long. RefSeq names its product zinc-regulated GTPase metalloprotein activator 1B. The record is from RefSeq and is a predicted model, not a curated record. Gene Ontology annotation, cellular component: cytoplasm. The transcript has 15 exons. NCBI's taxonomy places the organism in Eukaryota, Metazoa, Chordata, Mammalia, Eulipotyphla, Talpidae. Bases 96 to 1247 code for a protein of 383 amino acids.